Molecule: messenger RNA, 8865 nt
Organism: Dromaius novaehollandiae (emu)
Lineage: Eukaryota; Metazoa; Chordata; Aves; Casuariiformes; Dromaiidae
Gene: SPATA13
Product: spermatogenesis associated 13
Exons: 16
Coding region: 501-4508 (1335 amino acids)
Molecular function (GO): protein binding; guanyl-nucleotide exchange factor activity
Source: RefSeq, a predicted model, not a curated record
GGGUGCCAGAGAGCGGAGGGGCACGUCUGUGACAACAGCCCCCUCCUGAUCCCCUUGCCCUCAUCACACAGAUAAAGGGAUUUUGGAGAACUGGCUAUUGAUGGGGACGAUGACAAGCUGAUUGCCGAAGAGUUCCAGCUGAGCCAGAAAAGACGGUCUUGUUUUUGUUUUUGUUUUUGUUUUUCUGAACUAUUUUUAUGAUGGCUUAAUUGCUCCAAGGACCAGCCGUAUAGUCUGUAUUAGGAAUGCUGGGAAAGGUGAGCUAUACAGCCUGAUUCUACUGUGACUGAAAUAAAUACUGAAAUGAAUAGGAGUGUCCCCACCGAGUUUGGAAGGUUUAAGAUUACCAAAUAAAAGCCAAAUCACAAAAUGUUGCCUUCAGAAAGAGGAUGGGUGAUCUGUUACUGUCUUUCCCUUCCCCUACGUUUGUGAAGCCCAAUAAAGGAAACAGCGACUGAGCCUUCUCCACAACUUUUUGGAGACUUGACGAGAGUUUCUCCAUGAAAGCCGUCAGCACUCCUGACUUGGCAGUGCGGUCUGAGGAGCUCAGUUCACCCAGUCAAUGUGAAAGCAAGACAAAACAAGGUGCCGCAAAUGAAGGGCAGGCACCAAGGUCCGCUGACGAAGACAGCAGUGUAGAUUUGAGCUAUCACAGCCUCCGUCUCCAUGCGUACAGCAUUGAGAGUAUGACAACAUUUCAGAAUGGCUGUGGAAACAGCACCACCGUUACUUGUAUAGUUAUGGAUAAUAAAGAGCCAAAAAAUCUGACUACCGCAGUCAGUCAUAAUGGGGGAUACAACACCAGCAAUAGUCAUGAAGAGGAAAUACAAGAUGAUAAACUCAGCCCUUCAAAAAUCAUGCGCUUUUUCUCAACCCCUAGGAAACGGGCUAAUUCCAACUCGGAGAGGCCUCGUUCUCUGAUUUUGAUGGGCAACUCUUCUACGUGGAAUGCUUUGUCUUCCAUUAGAAAAAUGGGAUCUUUCAAGAAGUUAAGGUCUUCAGUUCUCCAAGGAAUUCAAACUAGGGAAUGUUCAGAUAUCUUAAAUGAGAACAGUGUAGGAAAACAUGGUUCAAACGGGGCAGUGGUGAGAGUUCAGACUAACAGGUAUUCCUAUUCAGGGCCUUUGCAUGAUUUCCAGAAUGCAGUGGAUGGUUUAGCUUCCGAUUGCUCCGAUGCUGAGGAAGGCGAUGAUUCAUUUCUGAGGAAUACUCAUCGCUCACGCAGCAUCAGGCGGGCUUAUGGUGUUGGCCGCAUAAAUUUGCUGGACACUGAUAAAGCUCAGAGUAAUAACAACUGUACUAGGCCAACAUCUCCUGUCGUCUCAGAGCCAAAGAUCUGUGAAAUUUUAGUGAAAGAUUCUGAAAACAACAGGAUCAUCUAUCGGAGAAGCAAAAGUUCAGAUAAUUUAAACUUCCUGAAAAAAAGCUCAUUCAAACGAAAGUCCACCUCAAACCUCACUGACCUCAAGGUUGCAAAUGAAAAACAAAUGCCACCAAGGACAGUAAGUGCUACUUCCGCUGACUUGGACAAAACCAGUGGAAACCCUGAGAGGAGGUCCAAACGAUGGAAGAGCCCUAUCAGGGCAAAGGAUUUUGACCGAGUUUUGAAACUUGUAAGUAAUGUUACAGAUGUGGCAUGGAAGAAGGAUGGCCCUAAGAGCACAGCACCUUCUCCCAGUGACCAAUCCCAGAGAACAAGACCAAACAGCAGACUGCACGAUGACUAUUCGCGCAGGGUUUCCAGUAGCACAGAUCACGACAGAAAGAGGUGCACCUCCCCAGCAUCUAGCCCUGACUCCACCUUGCCUGGAACACCUUCUCUGCAAAGUCCCACAGUUCCUCCGGAAAAAGAGGCUGAAAUGAAUGUAGCUGGUGCUGAAGACAAAAGCGUCAGGACAUCAUCAAGUAUCCUAGAUUCUGUUAGCUCAUCACCUACUCCGGAUGAUGUUGGUCCAUUUCCCAAUGAGGUGUUUUACACGGACUCGGAUGAACCAAAAACUACUCGCCAGUUUACAUAUGAAGCUGAAAAUCCUCACAUUCCCGUCAGGCCAACUGCUCCAAAACCUCAAAGUCCCAGUGCAGAGAAGGUCAAGUGCAAUAUGAAUUUCCAGUGCCCGAACCAUCACAGCACGUUAUCCCUGAGCUCAAUGGAAAGCGAGGAGAGAAUGGAGGUUCCUGGGCCGAAGCUGGGGAGGAAUCCUGUUUGCUUCCAGGACUCUGUGCAGACUGUCUACUAUGACGAUGGAAAUGAAGACAGUGGCAUAAGCAGUCACUCUCAGCUGAGCCUCAAUUUAGCUUCUGGUGCUGAAGAAAAGAAGGAAGAGGUUGUUUCUGAUGACCCCUGGAAGAGGUCCCCAACCCAGGAUGAAGAAAAGAGAGACACACAAAAGGUCACCCCCAGGAGAUGGGGCUCUGGAAAAAGAUCCCGGCCCAGACCUCUCUCAGACUAUGGCCAAAUGUCAAUCAGAAGUUUCUCUAUACCAGAAGAUGCGGUCGCUGUGGAGUCUCAGAAGACAGACUGCACGGAUGGAGAAAAUCAGCCAGGAUUAGCUUCUGUUGGGUCUGUGGUCCAAAGCAAUACAGUAGGCUACCACAGAGGGCGAAAAAGAAGACCCAUCUCUGUGAUAGGUGGGGUGAAUUUCUAUGGAAGCGGUCCGGCAGAAGAAAUAGAAGGUCUGCUGACGCAACCAGCAGCACGGCCACCUGUGCCGGCACACCAGGUCCCCCCGUACAAAGCAGUUUCGGCCAGGUUCCGGCCGCUCACCUUUUCGCAGAGCACCCCCAUCGGCCUCGAUCGAGUUGGGCGACGGCGGCAGAUGAGGACAUCUAAUGCUGCUGCCGAUGGCGGGACUGAAUCUUCAGCUUUGGUGGAUGACAAUGGCAGUGAGGAAGAUUACAGUUAUGAGGAACUUUGCCAAACCAGUCCAAGAUACCUGCAGCCUGGAGGGGAACAGCUAGCCAUUAAUGAGCUGAUAAGCGAUGGCAGCAUUGUCUAUGCAGAAGCUCUCUGGGACCAUGUGACUAUGGAUGAUCAAGAACUGGGCUUCAAAGCUGGAGAUGUCAUUAGAGUCCUAGAAGCUUCCAACAAAGACUGGUGGUGGGGAAGAAACGAGGACAAGGAGGCCUGGUUUCCAGCUAGUUUUGUCAGGCUGCGAGUUAAUCAGGAAGAACUGCCAGAAAACUGUGGCAGCAUCCAGGAUGAAGAACAAGAUGCAGAAAUUAGCAAGCAUCGUCAGAAGAUGGCAGAGAACAAGGAUCAGAUGAGGACCAAUGUCAUACAGGAAAUUAUGAACACAGAACGAGUCUAUAUCAAACAUCUCAAGGACAUCUGUGAGGGUUAUAUUCGGCAGUGUCGCAAACAUACAGGAAUGUUCACCACGGCGCAGUUAAGCACCAUUUUUGGGAACAUUGAAGACAUUUACAAAUUCCAAAGGAAGUUUCUGAAAGAUCUGGAGAAGCAAUACAACAAAGAUGAACCUCAUCUAAGCGAAAUAGGGUCAUGCUUUCUUCAACAUCAAGAAGGCUUUGCUAUUUAUUCAGAGUAUUGUAACAAUCAUCCCAGUGCCUGCAUUGAGCUUUCCAAGCUAAUGAAACAGGGCAAAUACCGUCACUUCUUUGAGGCCUGUCGCUUGCUGCAGCAGAUGAUUGACAUUGCCAUUGAUGGUUUUCUUCUCACGCCUGUUCAGAAAAUCUGCAAAUACCCUCUGCAGCUUGCUGAAUUGCUCAAAUAUACCACUCAGGAGCACAGUGAUUAUAACAACAUUAGAGCUGCGUAUGAGGCUAUGAAGAAUGUAGCAUGCCUGAUCAAUGAGCGAAAGCGAAGACUGGAAAGCAUAGACAAGAUCGCGCGGUGGCAAGUAUCUAUAGUAGACUGGGAGGGACCAGAUGUGUUAGCCAGAAGCUCAGAACUGAUCCACUCAGGAGAACUGACUAAAAUUUCAAAGCAAGGCAAAAGCCAGCAGAGGACUUUCUUCCUUUUUGACCAUCAGCUUGUGUUCUGUAAGAAAGACCUGCUGAGAAGGGACAUCUUGUAUUAUAAGGAUCGUAUGGACAUGGACGAGAUGGAACUUGUGGACACUGAAGAUGGCAAAGACAAAGACUUUAACAUUAAUGUCAAGAAUGCUUUUAAGAUUAUAAACAGAGCAACAGAAGAGAUUCAUUUAUUCUGUGCAAAAAAACAGGAGGAUAAGAAGAGAUGGAUGGAGGCAUGUGAAAAUGAAAGGAGGAGAGUUCAGGAAGAUGAAGAAAUGGGAAUGGAAAUCUCAGAAAAUCAGAAGAAACAAGCCAUGCAGAAUGCCCGAAAAUCAAGGCAUGGAAAAAUUAAAGGUGUAAGCUAUAACGGGUGUCCUAUGCCUCCUCCACACCAAAGCUUGCAUCCCAUUCAUCAGCGCCACAUCACUGUGCCUACCAGCAUCCCGCAGCAGCAGGUUUUUGCCCUGGCAGAGCCCAAGCGGAAGCCGUCCCUCUUCUGGCACACCUUCAACAAACUCACCCCAUUCAAGAAGUGAGAGGCCAAGCGCCUUGGAAGGACACCAGCACGGCGGGAGAGUUAUUCCCGAGAAGAACCUUUGAGACACAGUUAAGCUUAUUUGAGCUCAGUGAAUCGUCAGUUUUGGAGGGAAAAACUUAGGCUCCCUUGAGCCAGAAAUACCACCUUUGUCUGGAAGAGGAGUGAAGUUCAUCACCACUGUUCGGAAGCAAUGUCAGUGGUGUCAGUGAGCAUUGCUGAUGAAGAACAGAGUCCCUUCUGACAAAGACAAGCUGCUGUUGUUCUAAAGCAGCAGUAUUUGAUCUCUGUUUCUUAGUUAUCUUCAAAUAAUGAUGGAAUUAUUCAGGUCAUUGUAACAUUUCAUUUUUCUUGAUCUUAUACUUAUGGCCAAAUUUAGGUUAGGGAGGAAUUUUUCCCUAAGGGUAUAUCAGCAGGGAAUCUUAGGGGAGUUUUCCCCUUCCUUUUGGAGCACUGAGUAGGGACCACCCAUUAAAAUCAGGUGGAGAGAUCCCAUAUGAUUGAUGUACUGUUGCAGAAUUUGGUGGACCUUAAUCCUUCCUGUCUUUUUCUAUUAAGUUGCCAAAUGGCAGGAGAUAGUCCCGCAAGGCCUUAUCAUAUUCCAGAUUGGAACAGGGAAAUUUUGUUCUGUCAUAUAGAAACAUGAACAGAGUGCAAAAUGGACUAUAAAGAUUUGUGCAUUUAUUGCAUACAAGUUAAAACAAGAGGAGCCCAUGGCAUCUCUGAUCACUUUCAGUCAUAGCAAUAUACCGCAUGCAUGUAUGCUUUUCAGUAUACAGCUUUUAUAUCACUUUCUGUGCACUUCUUAGCCUGGGAGAUGCUUCUUUAUACUUCUGAUGUGCUUACUUCUCAGUGUAAAAAGUAUUUUUUUAUUUUUUAAUGGAGCUAAUGUGAAUGUACAAAGUUAGAGUCGAGAAAGUAUGAGAGACUGCUGGCACUAUAGUCUGUGUUACAUAAUUCUCACACUUUGUACUCCCCAUUCAUACAGCUUCACUUAAAAAAUGGAUGAAUGGUAACGUAAAUCUCCAUUAAGUUCCUGAGGCAGUCUGAAUCUAUGCUUCUUACGCACAGUCAAUUGACAGUGGGUUUUGACCAGUUGUUUCUUCACAAAGAAAGAGAAAUCCUUACUGGAAUGGACAAAAAAAAUUGUGUGGAUCAGAAAUGGAUUUUUGUCUAAGAACCAUCAUUUUGUAUUGGAAGGGGAAGGACCUGUCUUGACUAAGGUCAGCUCUGGCUAGCGUCUGCAAUACCUAAUUUGCCCUAAUUUGCCUAUGACACGAAGUUGAUUUGGGAGAAUAACUUUUAAAAAGCCACCAGGAGGAAACAGGAUCUUGAUUUAUGCAGCACUGAUCAUUUCUGUUUGAUAAUUUUCAUUAAAGAUGGCAAGACUGUUGUUAAUAUGGAAGGAAAGAAAGACUCCAUAUGUUUCAGAACUGAUUUGUUAUGAAUGUCUUUCAAAUAUUUUAUCAUAUGCUGCUGAUUAGGGGCAUUAUCUGAUGAUAAAGAUAGAUCCAAGAGUAUUCUUUGACAAUGGACACAGUCAGCUUUGUCAUGAAUAUGUAACAUAUGAAGAACAAAAAGGGGCUAGAGGCCAAGCAUCUUACUAACAAUAUAAAAAAGCCUUAUUUUAAACAUGUAUUUGUUCCUACUGCUAUUGUUACCUCUAUGUUUUUAUUUAUCAUCAGUGUUGUGGAGUCCACUAGCCUGAUGAUUUUGUGAUUUGAUAACUCUGCAGCAACUUCUGCAAAGCCCAGGUUUAUAGUUUUGAUUUUAAAUGACAUCUGGCAACUGUACAUUUCAAAUGCCUUGUAUAUAUAGCUAGCUCAGCAAUGAUGCAAAGUCUGGUGAUGCUCAGUUGUAUUGUUCACUGCGUAGUGAACUUCUUUGCUUGUGCUUUUCCAUAGUGAUGGAAAAUGACCUGGAACAGUUAAGAACGGGAAAUAUACAUUUACAUUUUCAAUGAUCUAGUUUAAAGAAAGUACACGAGAAAGUUAGUGAAACAGCUGGCUGGGUUGUGUGUUUCUUUUGAUGUUUAAAACAAGCCAUCUCCUUUCAGAAUUUUUUGAAAGAUAAUUCUGAAUGUUCAAUUUAAACGCAACAAACGGACUUCCAAAUGAAGGCAUGGAUGCAUGUUCUUCCUCUUAAAUGAGCAACCCUUUUUUAAGUGUUUCUUAUAUACUCAUUUUUCUGGGUGCUUGCCAUGUUCAGGCCUGCAAACCAAAGUGGUGCACAUACCAUGGAAGUGGAGAAUUUUUCAUAAUCACAUUUUGAAAGAUUUGUUCUAGAUUUUUAAAAAGGUCUGAAGUUGUAUUGCAGUGCACACCCAGCAGCUUUCCCAGCUGGUCACGUUUCUCUGCCAUGCUCAGUGGGCCUGAACACAUUACGAGAUCCACGCUUACUUACAUACUUGUCUUUGAUAAAACCGUCUCAAUUUCAGGGCUGGAUCCUGUGGGAUUGUUGGAAAAAAUACAGAUUUUGGGAUGUAUCUUCUGACAUGUCAGUGCCCACAAAGGCUCUUUCCAUAUAGUAGUGCUGGUGCCUUAGCCCUAAAAAUGAACAGAAAUGUUUGCAUGUGGUUUGGAUGUAUCGGGUUUCUUCUGAAGAGAACUUAAUUUCAGAGAGAUGAAAAGCAAGUGUUUCAUUGUGCAGAUUACUCAGGAAAGUUUUACAUAUAAUAUCCUAUAUGUAGAUGUGGUUGUUUAUAAUAUUCUCAGUGUCUUUAUUUGCAAUCUGAUUUUGCAACAGGUUAAGAGGAGACCAACAUGAUAUGCAUUUUAUUGGGUCCUUUAUUUAUUGGUCAAGGAAUGUGCUGGCUAUGCAGGGAAGACUAAUAAAAUAUAACAAGACAGGACAAAUUUAAGCUACACCAUAAUCUUUUGAACAAAUUGUAGUUAAAUGAAAGCACUCAAUUCCAUUAUCCAGCAAUUAAUGCAAAUAUUUACUGAGAGGUUCACCCUGAUUUUAGAGUCUGUGGAGAAAAUAGUUGCAAAUAAAACGUAAAAGUUUGUAUUUUAGCAACUGUUCCCUUCAGCAAAACUCAAAAGUCUUGAUCCUACAUCUGAUGACAAAAUUUGCAUAUCAUCAGAAAAAUGUGAAUGCAACAGCUGUUCUUUUCUCUUGCUUUCCCAAGCUUUAAGUUACUAUCAACUGUUCUAGGGCAACUACUAAGCACAGUUGUGCCUCAUUUAGAUAAAGCACAGCCAGAGCCUUCCUGAUGGCCUGCUGAGCAGAUAACCUCAGACUUUAAGCAUGAGAUGCAGUAAAACAAAAUUGUCCUCAAAUGUGUUCCUACUGGGUUAGGAUAAUGCCAAACCAUAAUUGCAUCUAACUCAGAGCAUUUGAUGUACAAAAUAAUAAGAUAGUUUUACAAGUGGCUCUUGCCAUGCUAAAUUUCACAUUGCAUUUUAGUGGUCAGUGUAAUAAAGGAGUUCAAAGACAGACUACUCGAAUGUUCCACAUUUUAGUUGUCUUUUGAAAAUAAUCAUAACAGAGUUUUGGAGCCAAAGGUCUUUAGCCAUAACUAACACCAUAUCUUUCUUUGACUGCCUUUCUCUUUUUUUCUAAAAGUGGGGCAUUUGUAUGUAGGAGAUGCCUCCUGAAUGAGCUCUAAUUUAAAACUAUUUGUUGUAAAUACUAGGGAUGACUUGCAUAUAUAUUUUAUUUUGACUAGUGUUUUGUAACAUUUUAUCUUGCGUACAUUGCUUUGUGCAUCUUACCAUCUGUGUGCUGUUACACAUGUUGUAAAUCAAGUGUUAUGGCUACACAGCAGAUGAAUUGGCUGUUGACAGCUGAUGUACAUGUAUAGGACUGCAGUAACUUGAUGUGUAUUUGUUCUAAAUUGCAUUACAAGGUUUAUUUACUCUUGGAACAUUGUUUGUUAAAUGAGUCUAUUUUCUGGAAAUAAGUACAAACUUACAUUCCCAUUACUUUUACUGUACAUGCUUUAAUUAAAUAAUGUACAAAGCUGAAGUUCCUCAGCUGUGUUUUAUAAAACUAUAUUGUGCAGUUUUAAAAAUGUUUUUUAAUGUCCCCAAAAUCUCUUCUGUGAGGCAAAAAUAUAUCUAAUGUCAUAUUUAUUUUAUUAUUUUGAAGGAAAAAAUGUCACACCUUCUUUUACUGUUUUUUUCAGUAACAGCUACAGUACUUCCCAGCACUAAUUCAUUUUAACAAACUACUUAACUUGAUUCUGGGGUUGAACUCUUCAUCAUUCAGGCAAAAAUCAUCCUUUUUACUGUCCCAGCCAUAGGCAUCUACCAUCAUUGUGCUUGUCCUCUUCCCGGCAGAUAGUUCCUACAGUACCCCUCGGAAGUAAAUGUACAUGCAGCUUCUUGUACUAAUAAAAGUAUUGCUAAACAGAG